Molecule: messenger RNA, 735 nt
Organism: Dioscorea cayenensis subsp. rotundata (Guinea yam)
Lineage: Eukaryota; Viridiplantae; Streptophyta; Magnoliopsida; Dioscoreales; Dioscoreaceae
Product: putative UPF0481 protein At3g02645
Exons: 4
Coding region: 1-735 (244 amino acids)
Source: RefSeq, a predicted model, not a curated record
AUGGCAGAAGUUGGAGCACCAGACAAAAUAGAAGAAGUAGAGGUUGAUGAUGUGAGAAAGAGCAAACCUGCACCAUACACAAAAUAUGUAAUUCCAUCAAUCCGAGAAGUUGAUGGAGGCUCUUAUGACCCAAAGGUCAUCUCCAUUGGUCCCUACCAUAGCAAGAAAACUCAACUAUUGCCAAUGGAGGAUACAACCCGUGCUUCUGAGCCUCAAGUGCGGAAAAUGUAUUCAGAGAAGUUUGGACUUGAAUCAGAUGACUUGGCUGAAACCUUGGUGCUGGAUGGCUGCUUCAUCCUUGAGCUUUUCAUCAAGUUAGCUUUGAAAGAAGAAAAUGAAGUAAUAUUUGAUGAGAUGUGGAAAUUACCUCUGAUUUUUAAUGAUUUGCUCUUGUUGGAGAACCAAAUCCCAUUCUUUAUCCUUCAGGAGUUGUUUGACUGCACCAUCAUCCCAGGGAUCUCUACAAAGGACAAGAAUGAGCCUCCACUGAUUACUUUGCCCAAUCUAGCUCUCAUUUGCACCACCACAAGUCUAAGCAUGAGCACCUUACAAAUGUUUCCUGAUGAUGUUGAAAUACACCAUCUUCUUCAUCUAUUCCACAUGAAUCUCACUCCCAGUCCUAAGCAAAAGGGAUCAAGAUUCUUCCCAGUUGACAAUAUACCAACUGCCACGGAGCUACAAGAAGCUGGGAUAAUAUAUAUUCAGGGAAAAGAGAAGAUCCAAUGUGCUUCCUAG